Molecule: messenger RNA, 1331 nt
Organism: Rhipicephalus sanguineus (brown dog tick)
Lineage: Eukaryota; Metazoa; Arthropoda; Arachnida; Ixodida; Ixodidae
Exons: 2
Coding region: 9-1295 (428 amino acids)
Molecular function (GO): zinc ion binding
Source: RefSeq, a predicted model, not a curated record
UGCGCGCGAUGGCGAGUGGUGUUGUAAAGCGCGCCGGCUUCAAGAACGUAAACAGCGCAGGCUUCUUCAAACCCUCCAACGAAGAGAAGGGACUCAAAUUAUGCCGCAGCAGGCACGUUUUCGACGUGACGGAAGAGAUCACGGUCGGACAGAGUAUUCUGAAAGCGCGAUGCGUGCGACAGGCCAACGUGAAUCAGGAAGCAUACGCCGUCAUCAUCGAGCUUGAUGCAACUAGGCUGAUCACCAGAGCUCACUGCAACUGUAGGGGCGGUGUUGAAGGCCACUGCAAGCAUGCAGCAGCAGUUGUAGCUUUCGUCAACAGCGAAGAGUCUGUUACAAAGACGUCACAACCAAACAAAUGGAAGUCACCCUCCAACAAGCAACUAAAGCUAUACACAAAAGGCGUGCCAUUUAAGGAAAUGUUCCAACCAAAAACAUCUCCCGCAGUUGUUGCAUCAUACAUACCACAAGAUGUCGUAAAAAUGAACAGUUCGCAAGGACUUAUGCUAAGAGCAUUUCUAGAUUUGAAAGAAAAUGCAAAGAGGCUCGAAGAGCUGCUUCCAAAGAUUGCGUGUUCAUCACCUUGUUAUUAUUCAUUAGAAUGUAAAAUAGAAGAUGUUACAGACAUGGAACACAUCAUGAUUGAUGAGGACAUGUGCAGUGCUAUAGCCAAUAGGACCGUUCAGCAAAGCUUGUGUCCAGAGUGGCACAAACUCAGGAGAGAACGACUCUCUGCGAGCUCCAAAGCCCACAGGAUUCGCGUGCGGGAAAGGGAUUUUGAGAAGCUCGCCCAUGACCUUGUUCACCAGAAGCAUUUCUACAAUGAAGCUUGCAGGUAUGGAACUGCAAUGGAAGCCACUGCAAGAAAGGACUAUGAGGGAGAAACAGGCCGCACAGUCACCCGCAUAGGUCUUGUCGUCAGCAAAGUGCAGAGCUGGCUUUGUUGUAGCCCGGAUGGUCUAGCACAGGAUGACGAUGUCAUCUUAAUUGAGAUCAAGUGCCCGUUUCGAUGUCGGGAUAAGCCAAUUCAUGAAAAUGCAACUCUAGCUGUGGACUACUUGCAUGUGGUAAAUGAGGAACUGCAACUGAAAGAAAACCACGCAUACUAUACACAAGUUCAGGUGUCACUGUAUGUUCUGAACCUUGAAUUAUGCCACUUUGUUGUGUACUCACCACUCCAGCUGGUUGUAGUCAAAGUAAGGCGAAAUGAAGAAUUCUUGAAAUUCAUCAUUCCAAAGAUGGAAUGGUUUUAUUUUAAAUUUUACAAGAAUGAGGUAACGAACAAUCAUUCAUAAGUGUGCUAAAUUACCUGCAAGGCUAGCUAAAGUAAU